AUGGAAACUGCCCUUGAAAGCUUCCCUCUCCUUACCCGUGCAUGGGUCUUACAAGAGCGUUGGCUAUCCCCGCGGGUACUUCACUUCUGCGGUUCUGAAGUCGUGUUUGAAUGUGCUCAGUUAACGACUUGCGAGUGUGGUCAAGCAAGACAAUCCUUCGUGGAUAUGAUAAAACCGUCAACGGAUCUUGCAGCUAUCGGGUGGGACUACUUCGUUACGACAUACAGCGCUUUAAGAAUUACGUACAACACGGAUCGCUUGAUUGCUAUAUCUGGUCUGGCAUCUACGUUGUACGAUAUGAGAUACAACCCUAAUGAAGGGGGUGAACACGGAAGCCUGCCGCUGUAUCUUGCUGGACUAUGGCGGAUGGAUCUCACCAGAGAUAUGUCAUGGUUUGUGGGAUCGACUAUGAUCUUUAGAAAAGACAACAACUCCAGAGCUGAAGCAAUAGGGACAGAGAGGGUGCGCAAGUCCAAGUCUACAACUUACGUUGCACCUUCUUGGUCUUGGGCUUCGAUAUCGGAUCCCAUACGAUAUCUCCACCUGGAUGAUCCAGAUCCGCAAUUCACUCUCCUAGAUGCGCAAAUCAACUUGGCUACUGAAGACAUGUUUGGACCAGUAAAAGAAGGCUGUUACCUCUAUUUGAGAGGGAAAAUCACGACUAGUUCCUGGGAAUUGACAAGUGAUGCUCAGAAUAUGUCGGUUUAUCGUCUUAAAGACAUUGUUGGUACUCAAAUACUUGGCGAGACAGACCGGGUGGGCGUGAACUUUUCUCCGGAUUAUGCAAUCGCUAAGCCCGGUCCAAAUCAGCUACACCCAGCAGCGAUGCUUUACGUGUUUCCAUUGGUAAAAAUCGGGGUGUCCUUCGCCGUAACCUUUGGAAAACAGGAGCCCGAGCUGAUCAAAGAGUCGAGAAGUACAUUAUGUCUGGUCCUAAAGGCAGUUGACAUACAGUUUGAAAAAGCUCGUGUGUAUGAGCGAAUUGGCUUCACCGAAUUCACGAAUUUCCAUUCCGGAAUCAGGAAUGUCGACCCUAAUGAUUAUUCAGAUGAAGACUUCUAUAUCAUAUAG
This is a messenger RNA of Alternaria arborescens, 1071 nucleotides long. RefSeq lists its product as hypothetical. The transcript has 2 exons. Lineage: Eukaryota; Fungi; Ascomycota; Dothideomycetes; Pleosporales; Pleosporaceae. The record is from RefSeq and is a predicted model, not a curated record. The coding region runs from base 1 to 1071 and encodes 356 amino acids.